Messenger RNA from Abrus precatorius (Indian licorice), 1452 nucleotides. Its product is annotated as UDP-glycosyltransferase 92A1-like. Lineage: Eukaryota; Viridiplantae; Streptophyta; Magnoliopsida; Fabales; Fabaceae. Bases 1 to 1452 code for a protein of 483 amino acids. Gene Ontology annotation, molecular function: UDP-glycosyltransferase activity. The record is from RefSeq and is a predicted model, not a curated record. The transcript has a single exon.
AUGGCACAGAAUGAAAAUAAGUCUGGGCACAUCAUAAUGGUCCCUUUCUUGGCACGGGGUCAUCUUAUUCCUUUCCUAGCACUAGCAAGGAAAAUCCAACAAAGAACCAACGUCACCAUCACCAUAGCUACCACUCCUCUCAACGUUCAAUACCUCCAAUCUUCCAUUUCCUCCACUACUAAUCUCCACCUUGCUGAGCUACCCUUCAAUCCUACACAACAUGGUCUAUCCGCCAACGUAGAAAACACAGAGAAGGCAUCCCUAGUUGACAAUCUCAAAAUUGGUAAUGCCACCUUAAGCCUUGAAGCCCCUCUUCACUCCUUGAUAUCCAGAAUCACACAAGAAGAGGGUCACCCUCCACUUUGUAUUAUAUCAGAUUUACUCUUAGGGUGGGUUAACAACGUUUCCACGAGCUUUGGCACAAGGAACAUAACCUUCACCACUUGUAGUGCUUAUGGAUCUUUGGCUUACAUGUCAAUCUUGUUCAACCUCCCACAUAGAAAAACAGACUCAGACGAGUUUUGCCUUCCAUGGUUCCCUCAAAACUACCGUUUCCAACGCUCUAUGUUGCAUAGAUAUCUAAGAGAAGCUGAUGGCAAUGAUGCUUGGUCAAGGUUCUUCCUUCCUCAGUUUGAACUUUCCAUGAAGUCUAAUGGGUGGAUUUGCAACACUGUUGAAGAGAUAGAGCCUUUGGGAUUGCAACUUCUGAGGAAGUUUCUUAAGCUUCCAGUUUGGACUGUGGAUUCUCUUAUGCUACCAACUACACUCAAGUGUUCUAAUGCAAAACAACCAGGCAUAGCAAUUGAAGCAUGCAUUGAGUGGUUGAAUUCAAAGGAUGAAAAUUCAGUUCUUUAUAUUUGUUUUGGUUCACAGAACUCUAUCAGUGAAUCACAAAUGAUGGCAUUGGCUGAGGGAUUACAAGAGAGUGGAAAAUCUUUUAUUUGGGUUAUAAGGCCACCUUUUGGUUUUGACAUGAAUGGAGAGUUUAAGGAAGAGUGGUUACCCACAGGGUUUGGAGAGAGAAUGAGAAACACAAAGCAAGGUUUAUUGGUACGUAAUUGGGCACCACAGUUGGCUAUUUUGUCACACAUAUCAACAGGAGCAUUUCUAAGCCAUUGUGGAUGGAACUCUGUGUUGGAGAGUCUUAGUAAUGGGGUGCCCUUGAUCGGGUGGCCACUAGCAGCAGAACAAGCAUUCAAUGUGAAGAUGUUGGUGGAGGAUAAAGGAGUGUGUGUAGAGCUUACAAGAACGGUGGAAAGUAUCAUUUGUGGAGAUGAUGUGAAGAAGGUUAUAGAAAUUGUUAUGGAUCAUGAAGGGAAGGGAAAGGAGAUGAAGGAGAAAGCAAAUGAAAUUGCACAACAUAUCAGAAUGGCGCACUCAGAGAAGGGUAAAAUAAAGGGGUCUUCAGUGAAAUCAAUAGAUGAUUUUGCAAGAACCAUUUUAUCAUCCUAG